AUGGGAGGGUGUGUGGCAUCUGUGCUGGAUAAGAGAAAUGAGUGGAGUGUCGUUGAUUUUCCAGAAUAUCAGUCUUUUAUGCGGCUAAAGAAACAAGCAGAGCCUGUACCUGGAACGGAAAAAGCUAAUGCAUCUCCGAUCUAUCGUAUGGUUGGUACAUCUGAAGAGGAACAUAAAAAACUUGUUCAUGAUUACUACCAUGGUGAAACACCACCGCAGUGCUUCGCUAGACUAUGUAAGGAGCGGGGAAAUAGGAAAGUUAUGUUGUAUCGUCUCCUAAAAGAAGUGGAGCGUAACACUGUGACAGAUAAAUAUGGAAAUAAAAAAACUCUUGAAACGUAUGUUUUUGAACCCAAACCUCGCAGUAUUACUUACACUGAGCUCUUACAUAGGGUUCAGAGUUUGGCUAAAGGACUCACAGAGAUUGGACUACAAAAAGGAGAAUUUAUUGGAAUAUAUGAGGAUACACGUUGGGAAUGGUAUUGUACCGUUCAAGCCAUUUGGUCAUGUCAAAUGGUAGCCGCAACAGUAUAUGCUAACUUGGGUGAGGAUGCUCUUAUUUAUGCGUUACAAGAAUCUCAAUGCAGAGCUAUUGUAUGUAAUGGAAAAAAUGUCAAAAAACUCAUUUCAUUAAUGAAAAAUUCUGGCGUUUCGAAUACAUUAAUUAUAUAUCUUGAUGAUCUUCCAAAGGAUACAGACACAACAGGUUUUCAGGUCUAUAGCUGGGUUGAUGUGAUGAAAAAGGGUGAGACCAGUAGUAAAGCACUAGUAAAUAUUCCAGGACCUGAAAACUGUGAUGACCUUUCACUUGUCAUGUAUACAAGUGGAACAACGGGAAAUCCAAAGGGUGUUAAACACACACAUGGAACUUUGGGAAGUGGUUUUAAGGCUUUAAGUCACCGUGUACUAGAUCUUUUAGGAGAAGUGACUGAACCAGAGACAUAUUGCGCAUAUUUACCCCUCGCUCAUAUCAUGGAACUUGGAGUGGUGACAGUUCUCUUUAAUCGUGGUUGUGUUAUUGGUUUUGGAAAUCCACGUACACUAACAAACAAUUUUGCGAAACCUCAUGGAGAUUUUGCUGAAUACCGUCCUGUUAUUGUUGUUGCCGUUCCACGUAUUUUUGAUACCAUAAAGAAGGCUGUGGAAGCAAAAUUACCCCCACCUGGUUCAUUUAAACGAACGGUGUUUGAUCAUGCUUAUCAAUCCCGACUUAAGGCCCUUAAGGAAGGGAAAGAUACACCAUAUUAUAAUCAAAAAGUAUUUGCACAACCUCGUCAAGCGAUGGGUGGUAAGGUACGUGUAAUGCUAUCUGGAGGAGGUCCAAUGAGCCCUUCAACACAAGAAUUUAUUAAUGUUAUCUUUGGUAUGAUUAUACAAGGAUGGGGACUGACAGAAACUGUUUGUUGUGGUGGAAUUCAACGAACAGGAAACCUUCAAUAUGAUAAUGUUGGACAGAUACUCAAAUCUGUUGAAGUUCGACUGCUUGACACGGCUGAGUACCGUCACACUGAUAAACCUGAACCACGUGGUGAGAUUUUGUUACGUGGACCUUUUCUUUUUAAGGGAUAUUACAAACAGGAUGAAUUCACAAAAGAGUCUAUUGAUGAGGAUGGUUGGUUCCAUACUGGUGAUGUGGGAAGUUUUACAGAAAAUGGGACCUUGAGUAUUGUGGGUCGUGUUAAGGCUCUUGCGAAGAAUUCUAAUGGUGAAUACAUUGCGUUGGAAGUACUAGAAUCUAUAUAUUCCCAGAAUGAUCUUUGUACACCAAAUGGGGUUUGUGUACUGGUUCAUCCUGGACGAAGUUAUAUUGCCGCUAUUGCAAUUACGACAGGAGAUCUUACAAUGCAGUUUGCAAAGAAGAAUCAUAUUUCUGGUAAAUUUCCUGAUAUUCUUCGGGAUCCAGAGUUUCGUAAAAAGGCAAUUGAGUCAUUCCAGGAAACAGCGCGAAAGGCUGGACGUAAAAGUUUUGAGAUAGUACAGAAUGUGCAGUUGUUGGGGGAUGAGUGGACUCCUGAGAAUGAUGUACUGACAGCGGCUAUGAAAUUAAAACGACGUGUGAUUGACGUUCGAUAUAAGGAUUUGAUAAAUGAACUUUUCAAGGAGGAUUUGUAA
Molecule: messenger RNA, 2112 nt
Organism: Trypanosoma theileri
Lineage: Eukaryota; Euglenozoa; Kinetoplastea; Trypanosomatida; Trypanosomatidae
Product: fatty acyl CoA synthetase
Exons: 1
Coding region: 1-2112 (703 amino acids)
Cellular component (GO): endoplasmic reticulum; membrane
Molecular function (GO): long-chain fatty acid-CoA ligase activity
Source: RefSeq, a predicted model, not a curated record